AAACGCAAGCCCUAGCGGCAUAAUAAUGUCUUCCCACAGAACAUAUGAAUUUUGAUGGCAGUGGUUUCGCAGUCAUUUUUCGCAUGAAACAGUAAUCGAGUUGAGCCGAAAGCCAUCAGCUGUGCCGGAGUGACGCAUGCGCAUUGCAGGCGGCUGAGUCUGAAUGGCCGAAAAUGCAUAAAUUGAAAUCAUCACAAAAGGAGAAAGUUAAACAGUUCAUCGCCUUCACACAGACCGGAGAGAAGACGGCCAUCUACUGCCUCACACAGCACGAUUGGAAACUCGAUGUGGCGUCGGACAAUUUUUUUCAAAAUCCAGACAUGUACUACAGGGAGCCCAAAGGAUCAGUUGACAGGAAGAAGCUGGAGCACUUGUUCAACAGAUACAAAGAUCCUCACGAACCAGACAAGAUGACGGUCGACGGUAUCGUUCGCUUCCUCGACGACCUCGGCUUGAGUCCCGAGAGCAAACUGGUGCUCAUAAUCGCGUGGAAGUUCAAGGCCGUCGCCCAGUGCGAAUUUACACGGGACGAAUUCAUGAACGGCAUGUCAGAGUUAGGCUGUGACAGCAUCGAGAAGUUAAAAGCAAAACUAUCAACUCUUGAGCCUGAGCUCAAGGAACCACUCAAGUUCAAGGACUUUUACAACUUCACCUUCAAUUAUGCGAAAAACCCAGGACAAAAGGGCCUUGAUCUGGACAUGGCAAUAACCUACUGGAACAUUGUGUUUCCUGGGAGGUUCAAGUUUCUAAAUCUUUGGUGCCAGUUCUUGCAAGAACACCACAAGAGGUCUAUACCCAAAGACACGUGGAAUUUGCUGUUGGACUUCAGUGGUAUGAUUGCUGAUGACAUGAGCAACUAUGAUGAGGAAGGUGCCUGGCCAGUGCUUAUUGAUGACUUUGUAGAGUGGGCAAGGCCCAUCGUCCAAGGCUCAAACAACAACAACAACAACAAGCUGCUCCAGUGAAAGUGUUCCGCCUGUUUCGUUCAAUCGUGUACACACUUGUAAAUAGACCAUUGAACAUCUGUCAGGUGCGUGCAUUCUCAGCCGUCGUAGCAAGGAAUGCAGACACCCCUUCUGAUAACUCCAGGUUGUACAAAGACUAAUUUAAUGGAGUGUGCAUGAGAUGCCCUUGCCUAGGUGAUCACUGUUUGAAUUUCUUCAGCUUCCGCGCACACUCUCAUCUCUGCGCGGAGUUGCACAUUGUGGCGUCACAGGUGGAACAGCCUAUCUUCUCUUCGCAAGAAAUGCAACUAGGUUUUGUUCUAAGUGGUCUUGCACACAGAAAACAGAUUUUGUGGUGAACAUUUUCUUUUUUCUGUCUGCCAGUCAAAAGUGAUAGACAUUGUUGCAGUUUUGUUUCCUCUUUAUGUAGGACUUGAAUUUUACAAAUGGUUUUAGUGAAAAUAAAUCAGUCAAACACAUCCU
Messenger RNA from Rhipicephalus sanguineus (brown dog tick), 1427 nucleotides. It is a transcript of the gene SCCRO, whose product is annotated as DCN1-like protein 1. The transcript has 7 exons. Gene Ontology annotation, biological process: positive regulation of ubiquitin-protein transferase activity; protein neddylation. Bases 174 to 965 code for a protein of 263 amino acids. NCBI's taxonomy places the organism in Eukaryota, Metazoa, Arthropoda, Arachnida, Ixodida, Ixodidae. The record is from RefSeq and is a predicted model, not a curated record. Gene Ontology annotation, molecular function: ubiquitin-like protein binding; ubiquitin conjugating enzyme binding; cullin family protein binding. Gene Ontology annotation, cellular component: ubiquitin ligase complex.